This is a messenger RNA of Cyphomyrmex costatus, 3590 nucleotides long. Its product is annotated as protein abrupt. Lineage: Eukaryota; Metazoa; Arthropoda; Insecta; Hymenoptera; Formicidae. Gene Ontology annotation, molecular function: protein binding. Bases 2010 to 3590 code for a protein of 526 amino acids. The record is from RefSeq and is a predicted model, not a curated record. Gene Ontology annotation, cellular component: nucleus. The transcript has 11 exons. Gene Ontology annotation, biological process: regulation of transcription by RNA polymerase II.
CCGAAAGCGUAAAGAGAGCCAUAAUUCGCCGGGCCGCCCCGCAAUCAGGUUCGUGCUUUACAAUCCGCCUUACUCGUGAUGUUCAUCACCGGAUGGAAAAAAGGACGGUAGUGUACAUGUUUUUACUUAUGUUACUCUCUCGUCUCCGGUUGGACUGUUCCGUAAAUUCUCGUUCUACGUGCAACUACGCGAGAGAACGACGUACGCGCGUUUCAAUGCGAUUCAUUGAUCUUUACACGCGUAGCAUCGUGCGCGGCUUCGCGGUUCGUAUGUCGCGCUUCUGAGGGGACAAGUCGAGUGUCGUCGAGCAAGAGAGAGAGAGAGAGAGAGAGAGAGAGAGAAGCUUCGGAAAUAGUGGUGCUGAGCGAGGCGCGCAACGAAGAAAAUGAAAAGAAACACAGUGCCUCAUAGAUAACUACGCACGACGAAGUCAUUCUACCUGUCAGUUACACGUAAUUCGUUAUAGAUCCCCAUCUUGCUCCAAUCAAUCUCCACAUGUCGCUCAUACCAGGACGAAGGGACUCUUCUUUCAUUAUUAUUUUCAACUCCUAGUGCGACUAGACCAUACCAGAGAAAAAUACUAACUACAGAGAUACCAAAGAUACCAGAACGAAGAACCAUCAGAACGAGAUUUAUGAGGAAUGCCUCCUGCAGCAAUUUGUUUAAUUGGAAUGCGUAUCGAAAGAGGGAAGGAAACGAAAUUUGAGAAAGAAAAGAAACUAGCUGUGAUGAGCCAACGCGGAUAUUGGAAAGAAAAGUGUGCAACCUAAAAACAGAAAAAAAUAAACAAAACAAAAAAAGAGUAAAAAGUAAAUAAAAACCGAAAGAGGAAUGGUAAGCAAGAACAUCAGGAUAAGACAAAGUGUCUUUGUCAUUAAUAAUAAGGAUAAAAGUACGAAGGAGAACCUUUGUAGGCUCAUUUUCCGACACUGGAUGUCGGACUGACGCGUCGACCGCGACGCAGAAGGGCAGAAGGUGCAAGUGUUUCGGUAUGCGCGAAAAAGUGAUAUAUACUAACAUCUCCGAGGAACAAUUAAACAUUAAGAAGGAGCGAGAGAAAAAGAGAAGAUUUAUUUCUGUCACAAGUUUACGAAUCAGAAGUUGGAAUGACAUAAUGCAAAUAGUUCCUCGAGAAACAUCUGAUUAUCAAUAUAACACAAGCAAAGUUGAAUAAUCAAAAUAAAGGAAAGUAGCCAAAUACUUCGAUUUCGGGGAACUAUUAAGCAGAUACUACACUUUAACAUCUGAUACUAUUUGGCACUGUUAAAUUAAAUAAAGAAGCAUCCAACAAGUUCAACGCCGGACAUUUCUAAGAACUGACCACUAGAGAGUUAGUAUUAUAACAAACUGUUAUGUAAUGGACAGAAUUUUUGAAAGCUUGUCUUCGAUUGUCCUAUCUUUUGGCAUGGCAGAUUGGAAUCCUCCUAAUGACUAUACUAAAGCUAACAGGGGAUUGCCAUACUGUCAGAAACAAUAGAGGACGACAACCGCGAACCAUCAAAAUAAGUAAUAGCAUUCUCGCGCCAAGUACAUGUAGUAACAUAUUAUUUCGUGAUCUCAGUCCAACAUUUUACCGUGCGCUGCUAGGUGUCACUUCUAUCAUGACUCAAGUACUAUGAAAUUCUUCAACGUGGUGUACGCGAAGUUUCCCCUAUAUCUACUUUUAUUUCGGAUUGGGCGCUUAGCUUUCAUUUGUUGAUUUUCACUUCUGACAACAACUUUUAAAAGAAGCAAACAGUAAAGAGGACUCUGUGACGAUCUGUUUCAAAGCAUCGAACAAUUGUUGAACACUGUGACCAAGUUAUUUGCUGUAACUGAAUCUUGGCGAUAAAAUUUGGGCGCGAUUGAGUCGAGGACUUUCAAGGUAUACAGAACGGAUAAAAAGGAAGCGUGAGUGUAAACUGAAAGACUGGUGAAGGUGAAGUGGUGUCCGAGGAUAGAGCACAAACAGCACGUGGAGUGUGAGCACGAUAGCACCGCGGGUCGUGUUCCUCAAGGGGACGGACGCCAUGGCGGCUUCUUCGUCCUCAUCGACGGGUGGUGAGCAGCAAUACUCUCUUAGAUGGAAUGACUUUCAAUCAAGCAUUCUGAGUUCCGUACGUCAGCUGAGAGAUGUGGAAGAUUUUGUCGACGUCACACUCGCCUGCGACAGCUGCAGCUUUACUGCACACAAGAUCGUUCUUUCGGCAUGCAGUCCAUACUUCCGAAACUUGCUCAAGGCAAAUCCAUGUCCUCACCCGAUCGUAAUUCUGAAGGAUGUGGCUUCGUCGGACAUGGAAUCCUUACUACGUUUUAUGUAUCACGGGGAAGUGCACGUGGGUCAGGAGCAAUUACCUGCUUUCCUGAAGACGGCUCAAAUGCUUCAAGUACGGGGUUUGGCGGACGUUAAUAGCGGCGCCACGAAAAUUCCAUCGUCGUCGGCCGGCAACAACGGUAGCGCACCUGCAACUCCACGUAACUGGCAGGAUAACGGUAGAGGAGAUCUCAAUGAGAGUGAGUUGAGUCCACCGGAAAAGCGAGCAAGAAGUUACAGUCCGCCAAUAGGAAACCACGUCGAACCAAAAUUGGAUCUUCAGGAAUCCUUAUUAGGCCAGGCACUCGAAGGUGGUCCCACGAUACACACGACAUCCACAAACAAUAUACAGGCACAGUCAACUGGCGAAGAUUCGAAUUCUAUGUCAGAAAAUGAAGAGGAUGUGUCGAAUCACGGCAGCAUUCUUAACGCAGUGAAGACCGAGCCAAGUGAUAUUCUAAAUGAUUCUAUAGAACACCAUCGGAACAGCUUCCCUGCAGCGUUGUUAAGUCUUCAAGGCAUGAACAUGCCAGGACCUUCGGGUAUGCAUCAGGUAGCCAAUCAAGAUCCAAAUUAUGGGCGGUGGCAGCCCUCUGGAGGAGACGGUUCAAGUUCGAGUUCCGGUUGGCUCCCGGGUUCAUCUUCGAAGAACGAGCACGCCGGAUCUGAAACCUACCAAAGCGGCGGAGGUCACAACUCAAAAGGGCAGGAUCUCUCGGCCCUGCUUCAGCAUCAUCACCAUCAGCAUCACCAUGCCACCAGCCAACAGUCGUCGCAGCAACACACCCUCAAUGCCCUCAACUCCCUCAAUAACCUAAACAGUGAGCAACUUACGAUGAUGCAUCAGAAACUGCAGAACAAUCUCCAAAGUCUCCAGAGCACCUCUGUCAAGAGUGAGCAACUGAAUCUGAUACUACAGUCUUGCGCGAAGGACAAGAUCGAUAUGGCGAUACUCCAGCAACAAUCUCACAGGCGGUAUCAUCAGCAAAGGGAGGACGCCAGUCACGCCGGUAAACCCAAGUGUCCCGAAUGUGGCAAGAUAUACUCGAACAAUUCUAAUUUAAAGCAGCACAUUGUUAAUGUUCACACUGUGCAGACCGAGUAUAUCUCAUGUCACGUGUGCAGCAAGCAAUUCAAGACCAAGCAGUACUUGCAGAUUCAUCUGCUUUCCAUGCACGGCAUCAGAAAGAGAAAAACUUACCCUCUGUAUCACCAGAUACAGACACACGUGCAGGCGCAACAGCAAUCUUUACAGCCUGCCUCACAAGUUUCCACAAGCCAACAGUCUCAACAAUAA